AUGAAUGCUUCUAAGACUCUAGCUGUUGAUGAGAGUGUUAAGUUGGAUAUAGACAUGGGAAUGGAUGAAGGUGUAGAAGUGGAUGAAGAUACAGAAGUGGAUGACAGUACAGAAGUGGAUGAAGAAGCUGAAAUCAAUUAUACUGAAAUAAAUUUUGAUUCUUACAAAGCAAUCCAAGAUGAUACAAAUUUUGUUAAUCAUAUAAAUAAUGAAAAUUCCUGUGAGAUAAAUUAA
Messenger RNA from Cetraspora pellucida, 234 nucleotides. NCBI's taxonomy places the organism in Eukaryota, Fungi, Glomeromycota, Glomeromycetes, Diversisporales, Gigasporaceae. The record is from the annotation of a GenBank genome assembly.